Oldenlandia corymbosa var. corymbosa is the source of this 2253-nucleotide messenger RNA. Lineage: Eukaryota; Viridiplantae; Streptophyta; Magnoliopsida; Gentianales; Rubiaceae. The record is from the annotation of a GenBank genome assembly.
AUGGCUUCUGCAAUUGAAACAAGACCAAUAUCAUCAUCAUCAAAUCUUUCAAGCGUCAAAAUACUCGCUGAAUCACCAGGCCUGAUUUCUAUCCCUUCUAAAUAUGCCCAUCAAAGCACCAACACCCACUUUACCACUGCCUCGGUCCAAGAAGAUUUCCCCCAAGCUUCAAUACCAAUCAUUGAUUUUUCAUUCCUUAGCUCCACUGAUUCUGAACAGCGUUUAAAAGCAAUCCAGGAACUUGGUAAAGCUUGCCAAGACUGGGGCUUUUUCAUGGUGGUGAAUCAUGGGAUCCCGGAGAGGUUGAUUAAGGCAGUAAUUGAGGUAGUGGAUGAGUUCUUUAACUUGCCGGAGGAGGAGAAGAUGGAAUAUGAAACGAAGCAUGUAUUGGAUCCAAUCAGAUAUGGAACCAGCUUUAAUGCUUCUAAAGAGCAGACCUUUUUCUGGAGGGAUUACCUCAAGGUCUUGGUUCAUCCUCAUUUCCACUCUCCAAAUAACCCCAAACAUUUCAGUGAGCUUAUGAUGGAAUACUGUCAAAGAACCCGAGAUUUAGCAAGCAAAUUAGUGGGAGGAAUAUCACAAAGCCUAGGUUUAGAAGAAGACUAUAUUCACAAAAAUCUGGAGUUGGAGUCAAGCCAACAAAUCUUCAUUGCAAACUACUACCCGCCAUGCCCACAGCCCGAACUAGCAAUGGGGAUGCCUCCUCAUUCCGAUCAUGGGCUUCUUACCGUUCUCCUUCAAAAUGGAGUCGGUGGGCUUCAAAUACGACAUGGAGGAAAGUGGGUUAAUGUUAAUGCUCUUCCAAACUCCUUUUUGGUAAACACCGGUGAUCACCUUGAGAUAUUCAGCAAUGGAAGGUACAAAAGUGUGUUGCACAGAGCAGUGGUGAACAACAAAGCGAAAAGAAUCUCCAUCGCCGUAGCUAAUGGCCCAGCCAUGGACACAAAUGUUGGACCCUGUCCAAGGCUUCUGGUAAGGCAGAAGAACGAGGAAGGUGAUCAUCAGGAAGGUACUGAGAUUGAAGCCAAAUACAAUGCGAUGAAGUAUAGAGAAUACGUGGAGUUACAACAGGGUAACCAACUUGAUGUUUGGAGUUCACUCAUCUUCAAAAACAAUGCUGUACUGCUUCAGAAAGAGGCCGAUAUUCAAAUUCCAGAAAUGGAGUCUAAUAACGUUCGAAGCAAUCAAUUACAACAAGAUGAACCUGAGCUGAAAAGCAGCAGAAUGAAGAGAAUACUUCUGGUGUUAAACUGCGUAAUGUUAGGACUUGGAAACUGUGGGGGUCCUUUAGUUCAGCGCCUGUACUUUGUUAAAGGGGGCAAGAGAAUAUGGCUGUCAUGCUGGUUACAAACAGCUGGCUGGCCAGUUCUUGUAUUCCCAAUCCUGGCUUCCUACGCCUAUCGUCGAAACAAACAGAACGGUGAUCCUGUAAAACUCUGUUCCAUCAAGCCUAGAUUAUUUCUCAGUUGUGCCGUUAUUGGAGUGCUGACUGGUGUUGAUGAUUAUCUGGCUGCUUAUGGCGUUUCGCGCCUUCCUGUAACUACUUCUGCUCUUGUGAUUGCCACCCAAUUGGCUUUCACUGCUGCAUUUGCCUUCCUCCUUGUGAGGCAAAAAUUCACACACUUCACUAUCAAUGCGAUAUUUUUACUGUCUGUUGGUGCUGUGGUGCUAGCAUUCCAUUCGAGCAAUGAUCGCCCGGCUCAUGAAUCCAAUCUGCAGUAUUACAUAGGCUUUUUCAUGACUCUUGGGGCAUCAGCUCUUUACGGAUUUGUUUUGCCCCUCAUGGAGUUGACUUGCAGGAAAGCCAAGCAAGUUAUGACUUAUUCUUUGGUCAUGGAGAUGCAGUUGGUUAUAUCCCUCUUCGCAACGGGGUUCUGCACUAUUGGAAUGCUUAUCAACCAUGACUUUCAGGCACUAUCAAGAGAGGCAAGUGCAUAUGAACUUGGUGAAGGCUCAUACUAUACAACACUGAUAUUCAGUGCAAUCUUGUGGCAACUUUUCUUCUUGGGUGCCAUAGGAGUGACCUUUCUUUCCUCAGCAUUGUUGUCUGGUAUAGUAAUUGCUACAUUGCUCCCGGUGACAGAGUCCUUGGCGGUGGUGUUUUUCCAUGAAAGAUUCCGAUCCGAGAAAGGGAUUUCUCUGACUUUGUCUCUCUGGGGCUUCCUUUCUUACUUCUAUGGUGAAAUCCAAGGACUCAAAAAGACUAAAAGUAAAACCAAGAGGGGAAACCCAGACUCAAUUGCCUCCGUUUGA